Molecule: messenger RNA, 5106 nt
Organism: Crotalus tigris (Tiger rattlesnake)
Lineage: Eukaryota; Metazoa; Chordata; Lepidosauria; Squamata; Viperidae
Gene: ACBD5
Product: acyl-CoA binding domain containing 5
Exons: 12
Coding region: 1338-2801 (487 amino acids)
Biological process (GO): autophagy of peroxisome; fatty acid metabolic process
Cellular component (GO): peroxisome
Molecular function (GO): fatty-acyl-CoA binding
Source: RefSeq, a predicted model, not a curated record
GCCGCCUCUUGAUACGAUUAGCAGCCCUUUAAUACUGGAAAUCGGAUGGAAGCUUAGCUAUUGCUUGACGCCGCCCGGUCUUCGGCCUUCCGAGGAUGACGUUUUAGUCUUGAAAGUUGGAGGAAGGACAUUUUACUGCAAUUUGGCCUUAAAACUGUCAUCUGCUUGCAAGUGGACAGGUAGAUCGGCAAUCUGGCAGUGAGGCACCCCUGCCCCUCCAGCUGUGCCUGAUAAUAGUAAUAGGUGAAUAACCACUCGUGGAAUAAAGGAAGUCGGAGGAGAAAACUUGGGAGCGUUCAGUUUGGUGAGGAUAAGGGAACACAGCUCUCUGCCCGGUAUGCAAGCCGCCCUGGGAAAUCGAUUGGUUAGGUUUGCAUCGCGAGAUUGUUAAUAUUAAUUAUGUGGGAUGAAAUUCUUGAUGAUGCGGAGAAGUGGGGAAUAAGGGUUACGUUGGUUUCAGUCAGGAGUGUGCGUAGGAAAAGUAGAACGUAUUGAAAUUUGGAGAAUGUUGGUGGGCUGAAAAAAAAAAACUAAAGAGGCUUUACAGAGAAGCUUACCCAAUGCUGUAAGUAUUUCGUCUAUAAUCAACUUUUAUUACUGCUUUUAUGCUAUGGUGACUACUGAAAGGUUGAAUUGAACUUUCUUAGAUAACUUUCUUUCCCGUGAGUUUGGGAGUUGAAUUUAAGUUACAAGUCCCGAAUCAGAAGGGUACCGAUAGUAAAGCUAAACGCGCGUACUGUUUACAUGUCAGAAAGGUUUAUUUUUAAAAAUCUAUAUUGCCUACGGGUCGUCUGUAUAAUCUGCACAGCUGCAGUCCCCUAUUUGCAAUUUCAGAGAGAAAAGCUCCUUAGAGUUAGUGGAGCUUUAUCUAAACAAACCUGAGUACGAUUGGAUUGAAUGACUUCGAUGUGUGGGAAAAGAUUUUUUUUUAAUAUGCAAAGAUACAAGUAGAGAUAGGAAAGAGAAGGUAAGUAGGAGUAGGGAUAGUUGCAGAAGUUAGGUGUACAGGAUGGUGCAGGAAUAGGACGAGAUUGUCUUCUGUUGAUUUCCGACGACCGUCAGCUGUGUAGACCAGCAGGAGCAUGGGUCUUGGAAGAGCUGGGGGAAUGCAGGUACUGCCGAGAAAAGACAAACGGAGAACCGAGGGCGGUGGUGGGCAAAGGACGUGAGAAGCCGGCUUGAUUUAAGCGGACUGCUCUUCUCCAUUUCCCCUCGGCCUUCGCCUUCCCCUGCUCUUUGCCGGAUGAUCCCGAAAUACCUCGGCCGCAGGACCCACAGCCGACAGGGAAAGCGGUGGCGGCGGCGCGAUUCUAUUCGGCUGAAGCAGGAGUCCGGCUAUGGCAGAGACGGAGAGCGGCGGCGACAGCUCGGUGCAUAGGACUCGUUUCGAAGCGGCCGUGAAAGUGAUCCAGAGCCUGCCCAAAAAUGGUUCUUUCCAGCCAACAAAUGAAAUGAUGCUGAAAUUCUAUAGCUUUUAUAAGCAAGCAACUCAAGGACCUUGUAAUAGUCCAAGACCUGGAUUUUGGGAUCCUAUUGGUAGAUACAAAUGGGAUGCAUGGAGUUCAUUGGGCACAAUGCCCAAAGAAGAUGCUAUGAUUGCAUAUGUUGAAGAAAUGAAAAAGAUUCUUGAAACAAUGCCAGUGACAGACAAAGUUGAGGAACUGCUACAUGUUUUAGGCCCAUUUUAUGAAAUUGUAGAGGAUAAAAAAAUUAAAGGAUCUAAUCUAAUCACAGAUCUUCACAAAGCUGUGCCAACUAUGAAUGGAAAAUCAGAAAAUGACAACAGUGGAGCAGAAUCGGAGGAAGAAGCACAACAGGAAGAAUUGAGAGAUGUCCAGCAGAUUGAUAAAGGACUUUCAGAAGAAGAUAUGAAACAAAAUUCAUCCCCUGAUAAGGACUUAGAUGGUGUGGUUGUUAAUGGCAGUUGUAAUGCUGUUUCUGACAUUGACUUGAGCAAUGGCAUCCAGACCAAAUCUAACUUGAAUGGCAUCAGCGUGGAUGAUGAAAUAAAGAAAAAUGAAAAGUGCCUUGAGUUACCAGUCAUCCCUAACUGGGAUUCUAUUCAUCAAGGUCAAAAUGAAGACACCACUGAAGUGUCUGGAAUUCAACUCUUGACAAGUGAUUCAGAUAAUGAAAUAUACUGUGAUUCAAUGGAGCAAUUUGGACAAGAGGAGAUCCCAGAAAUCAGCUCAUCAGUCAAAGAAAUUUCCAGACAUCCAUUAACUUUCUCAGAAGUAGAUCAUAAUAAUCUUAUAGAAACUUCUGGUUUUCUUGAACUUGGAAACCACAAAGCAGAAAGUAUAAAGGAAACUGCACUUGAAGGAAAGGGUGAAGUCAAGUGUGGCGGUGAAGAUGGCAAAGCAAAUGAUGGAGGCCCUCAAAAAGAGAAGAAAAAUGGUGAAAAGGUUGAUUUCUAUGGAAUUCGAAGGGGAAGAGGACACAGAAUGUAUCCUUUAGGAGAUGGUGCCCAAGGUGGACAGAUGGGCAGUGGAGGAGAUGGAGAACGAUGGGGUUCAGACAGAGGACCACGGAGCACCCUCAAUGAACAGAUCGCAGUUGUACUCAUACAAUUGCAAGAAGAUAUGCAGAAUAUUCUUCAGCGAUUACAUGCACUUGAGACACUCACAACUACACAGGCAACACUACGUUCAAAUUAUCAGCCUGAGGCACCUGUUAAGAAACCAUCAUGGUGGUCCUUUGAGAUUUCUCCUGGUGCUUUAGCCUUUGCUGUUUUAUGGCCCUUUGUUGCCCAAUGGCUGGUGCAUUUAUAUCUUCAAAGAAGAAGAAGAAAACCGAACUGAGCCUUCCAUUCCUGAUUUUAUGUAAGAACUAUUAGGAUCGGAAGAUUUUGAAAAAUACCGUAAUUAACGCAGGAACUAUAAGCUCUGGAAUAAUUAAAACAUCCUUCGUCUUUUUCCUUUACAUUUUUUCUUUUUCUUUUUGCACUAUUGAAGAUUCUAUACUUGAAUGAGACAUCUUUACUAUAUUUCUAAUAGAACAAAUACAACUGUCCUAAGCAAUCAUAUGAACUACAAUUAUUAUGACAAUACUUUCCUGAUGAACAGUUUGUAUAAUGUCUUAGUUUUCAGUUUCUACUGGGGGAAAAAAAGUCUUUAGAAAGGAGAAGAAAAAUCCUUGAAAGCAUAUAUCCCGAUUCCCCAAAUUCCAUGGUACUGUAGCUGUAUAAUUUGUUUUAUAAUGCCAGCAUUUUGGUUAGACACGCAAUAGAUUGAGUAAACAGUACACCCCCCCAAAGGCUGAAGUAUGCAGAAUUGCUAUGAUUGCAUUUAAGAGUAAUGUCUAAUUUCUAACUGCUACUAUAUGUGAUAACUUUUUAAUAAAUAAGAUUAAAUGCUUGAGGCUGUUGAUUUUGCUUUCACAGGUGCCACCAAAAUUAUAUAUUUUUAAAAGCCACAAAACUAUGCAUAGCCAUACAUCUCAGUGUAAGAAUACACUGAGAUCUACACCAAACGGAGUCUCAAAUAGAAUGAUCGAUUCAAAAUAUUUCAUUGGAAAGAAUGCUUGAUAAAGAAUAAAAACAGCCCUGAAGAUACUAAAUUCAGUGCAACUUGAGGCAAGUUAUAAACACUUAUAUUGAAUAAAGAGGCAAGUACUGUCUUUAUUCAAAAAAUCCAAUUUAACCAACACUUAGUCAUAGGUUUUGUAUACUAAAAACUUACCCUAUGAUGCUGUUGUGCAUUUGUAAAGAAAUACUUUGUAAAUGGAUACCAGUGGGAAAGGGUGUUACCGAUAACAGCAAUACCUUAUCUAAAGCUAUGCAAACAACCCUGCUGUUAAGUUACUCCCACUGACUAAUCAGAACUGGACAAUUUAUUGUACUGUAUCCAACACUGGAAGAAAUCUAUCAAAAUGAAUAAGACUAUGAUACUUGCAGGCAGAUUCACUUUUUUUUUUAAAAAAAAAUUGUAAUAUGCCUUGUUAAGAGCAUAUACAACUCCUUUUGACUAAUUUGAACAUCAGAACGGCCACAGGAGGUACAUCCCACCCGCCAGGGGAUUUAAACAAACCCAGGAACCCUAAAUUUGGUGCCAUUGUUAUUCAAAAACUAGGUGCUGUGUUCUCAUGACUGUUCAUCACGGUUAAAACAUCCCCUGAAGUUUGAGCUCUUUGUCCAGAAGCCUCUCAAAUUUAUAAAACAGUAAAUCUUUUAGCUAUAGUCAUUGCUAAGUCUGCUACAGUUGCAGAUUUAAUAAGUUUUGAAUGUCACUUUGAGGAAAGGUAUUGUAAAUACUUCAAACCAGAUAGAUCUUUGUGCAGGUGCAUCUGCAGAAUAUGGUCAGAAAAAUUAAGGUGGUGACCGUGUAAGUGUGAUUGAAGUUCUGUUCACAUUUUCUAUAAAAUUAGGCAGAAUUUGGAUCACCACUGGCCAUUCUUUUGAUCACAUACUCCUGCCUUCCUGCAACAGUUGAUUAUAAAUUCAAUCAGCUUGUAUAGAUAAGAAUAUUCUGUGAAGCCACAGCUGGCUGUUUCUGUUGUUUGCAUCUUGCUAAAUCCAGAACAUCCCUUUUUACUGUUAACAGGUAAGCAAAAUAUUUAACUGUUACAGUAAAAUUUUCCUGUAAACUUUUAACUUUUCCUGUUUUAAUGCUUUCAUAGUCUAUUUUUUGCUCUAAAUUGCUUUAAGAUCAUUGUAGCGUUAUCAUAUUACACUUCUGCCUAUUGAUCAGAUUUAUAUUGGGAUAUAACAGCUGUUGUAUUUUCUAAAUACAAUUAGAAAGAUAGAUGGAAAACAAACAAUAAAGGUUAAGUUUUUUGUUUGAUAUGAUAUUCAGCUGUUUUAAAAUACAGCUUAAGGUGAUUGUCUCCUGAUUAUGGUGAAAAAGAAAAUGAACUGAAGCUGAUAUGUUUCUAGAUAAUGAUGUUCUAUCUAUACCGUAAUUGAUGAGACUAAUGGGAAAACAUUCUGCUCUAAUGUAAGGUCUCAAAAUUUGAAAAUCAACUUUAUAUCUAUUAUAUACAAAUACUGUAAUUGCAGAAGUCAAACACUUCUGCUGUAUUAUAUAGAACAUGUUUUUACAGUUAAAUUUUAAGAUAAAUCACUUUAAUAUAUUGUAAAAUAACAUUUAAAAUAAAGGAAUGAUAGGA